AUGUUGCCUCCACCAUCUUCACUGCUGCCGCCGCUGCUGCUUCAAGUCGGUAUACAGCUCUGCAUCGCAUUCACGGUGCUCGUCUUCUGGUUCUUCUGUAUGUAUUUACAUGUCAAACUCUCGGAUAACACCGCUGCCGCUGAGCUGCCAUCGGGCGAUGCUGCAGCGGCCAACAAUGGCCUGAAGAAGAAGGUCCUGAAGUACCUUCCGAAGCUGACCUACGCCGCCAACAACGACAACCUCUCCGACUGCGCAAUUUGCCUGGCCGAGUUCGCCACCGGAGAUGAACUCCGGGUGCUUCCUCAGUGCGGUGAAGUACCUUCCGAAGCUGACCUACGCCGCCAACUACGACACCCGCUCCGACUGCGCAAUUUGCCUGGCAGAGUUCGCCACCGGAGAUGA
Messenger RNA from Fraxinus pennsylvanica, 402 nucleotides. NCBI's taxonomy places the organism in Eukaryota, Viridiplantae, Streptophyta, Magnoliopsida, Lamiales, Oleaceae. The record is from the annotation of a GenBank genome assembly.